GAGGCAGGACGUAGCGGGGCUGGGACAAGUGGCGAUGUGGCCGCUGCUGGCGCUAAGGAGGAUGGUGGGCAAAGACUUCGGGCGCGGUGGUCGUGUCGUCUGCCAGCUCCCUCACGCCCCUCUGUGUGCUUCUAGAGUGUACAGGGCUGAGGCUGCCGCCGCCAGCCAUAGUGGAAAAGCUCACGCGACGACCAGCUGCAAGGCUGAUGGCCGUGGACUGAUCAAAAACUCCAGUCGGCCGAAGCUCUGGUACAGACUGCAAGGGGCUGUCCUUUCUCAGCCUUCAUAUGGGUGGCAAGGCGUGGGUACUACCACCCCGGAUGUCUCUGGGCAUGAUUGCUACUGCCAGAGAUGUAAAGCCAGCUUGGUCCAGUGCAAGCCCUGGUAUCCAGUCCAGUGUUGGCACCAGGUUUUUGGUGCCUUUUUGAGUCAUCUGUGGCAUAAGAAGAAGACUUUGCACAGCAGUGUAGUCCAUCCAAGAUCAAAAUGCCAGCACCUUUGUGCCAAGCCCUGGCAAGCCUUGUUCUUGAGAAUGCAAUCAGGGAGAUACAGCCGUCUUGUUGCCAGCCCACCCUGUCAUACCAUUUUGCCCUGGUGGUCCUGGCAAGUAGCUUCCCUUGCCCCUACAACCAGGGUUGGCACUCGCAGUUACCAGGCAACAAGUCACCCAGCAGGGAUCAAGUGCCACGUAGUGGAUCUGCGCAGUGACACGGUGACUCGGCCCAGCCCCAAGAUGAGGCAAGCCAUGGCUCAGGCAGAGGUGGGUGACGAUGACUACGGGGAGGACCCCACAGUCAAUGAGCUGCAGAGAGUAGUGGCUGACCUGCUUGGAAUGGAGGAGGCUUUGUUUGUCCCCACCGCCACCAUGGCCAACCUCAUUGCUGUCAUGUGCCACUGUCAGAGGCGAGGUGCGCAGGUCUUGCUGGGGAGAGAGGCCCACAUUCAUGUUUUUGAGCAUGGAGGGGUAGCACAAGUGGCUGGAGUCCAUUCAGAGACCUUGCAAGACCUGCCUGAUGGGACCAUGAGUCUGGAAGAACUGGAGAAUAAGAUCCAUCAGGCCCACAGAAGUCAGUACCACCCACGCCCAGAGCUCAUCUGCCUUGAGAAUACGCACUGCUCAGCCGGGGGACGGGUACUCCCCCUUCACUACCUGAAGGAAGUGCGGCACCUCGCGCAGCAAUAUGGGUUGCGGAUACACAUGGAUGGUGCUCGAAUGCUUAACGCCGCAGUGGCUCUGGGAGUACGGCCAGCUCAGAUCUCCCAGCACUGUGAUUCCAUCUCCUUGUGCUUCUCUAAGGGUGUGGGUGCACCAGCCGGGGCAAUCCUGGCCGGAGGCAAAGAGCUGGUGACUGAAGCCUGGCGUGUGCGGAAGCUCCUUGGAGGAGGGAUGCGUCAGGCAGGGAUUCUGGGCGCAGCUGCCCUGGUUGGAUUGAGCCAUGUGGAGGAAACACUAAAAAGGGAUCACAGCAAUGCCAGGCGCUUUGCUCAAGGUGCCUGCACUUUUGGUUCUCCCCUCUGUUCCAUAAACCCAUCCGCUGUGGAGACCAACAUUGUCCUGGCGACAGUAGCGCCCUGCCUGGCGCCUGCCAAGUUGUGUGAGCUCCUGGAGGCCGUGAGUGCAGAGGAGGUUGCUGCCACUGGGCAGGCAGUCAGUGUGCGGCUCUUCCCAUGGGGCAAGCAGAGCCUACGUGCCGUCUGGCACCGUGAUGUCUCCGCUCUCGACACACAACUGGCUGAGAACAAGUUGCGAUUCGUCCUAGACAAGUGUCAGCAGCAUCGCACCAGCGUACCCUGAAGCCAGACAGCAGGCCAAAAGCUAAGCUGGCGUUUGGUGUGUGUCACCGUAGAGUAAGCCCAGGAUAUAAAUCUGUGAUGGGUUGGUACAGCCUAUUGCAAGUGGAGAGUAAAGCCCACCCAUGGGAGAGGUGAGCAGUUUGCAGUGCUAGAGGGACUAGAAUUGUAGCAGCACUCCAGACGCCGUGCAGGCUGUAGCCAUGCAGGAAGAGAGUGGCUGUACUCUUUGGAGCUCCUUAGCCUCUUCUGGAUACACUCACUCCUCACACACAUAUACGUAAUUGCUUCUGAGAUUUUGAUAUUGGAUCUACUUUCCCUGAAAUGUUCUUUAAACAAUGUCUUUUUGCCGUGGGAACUUGAGAGGUUUUAUUGUACUGAUAACUGUAAAGUAGUCAAAGUCUAUUUACUUCAUUCACUGUAAUUCUCUCUCACGCCAACUUUGUGGGAAUGAUUUGGGUCACCUGGUAAGGCACAUUAAGCAGGCUAGAGCAGAAAGUGGAACGAAAAGAACACCCAUGGACAAACCCAGGUGUGCAAGUGGCAAUUAAGUCUUUAACAACUCAGGCUUGAUAAUCUACUGGUUCCUAAAGAAAGUGCAAUCAUUUGAACUUUACUUGUAGCAUUCCCACAGUGAAUAGAAUCUCAGAGUUGGAUUUGGAGAAAUGUCCUAGUGCAGAGACUAUGUUACCUGCCGUAUCUAAGCUGGACUCCUGCUCAAAUGUUUUAGUUCCUGGAGUGAGAGUUUGCAGGAGAAUUUAGCAUCCUCAGAUACAGAAAAGACUUCACCAAAUGGCAAGAUUGUUUUUCUUGCAGCUCACUGUGAACUGUUCAGACAGUCAUAUCAGUCUUGGGAUAUUUUGCCGAAACUACCAAACAAAUCAUAGAAUCAUGGAAUAGCAAAGUUAGAAGGGGCCAAGGAGGCCAGCAAGUCUAACCUGUUGCUCUUGCAGGACACAAAUUUACACCAUGCCACAGAUGGCUGUCCAGUCUCUUUUAGAAUGUCUCUAGUGUGGGAGAGCCCACAGCCUCUCCAGGCAACUGGUUCCACAGUCAUAUUGCUCUAACAGUUAGGAAUUUUUUCCUUAUAUCUAGCAUGAAUCUGCUUUGUUGCAAUCUGAGCUGAUUAUUCCAUGUCCCACACUCUGGUAUCAGCAGGAAAAGAUCUUGCACUUCCUCUUUGUGUCAGCCUUUCAGGAACUUAUGAAGUGCUAUCAUGUCUACCCUUGGUUGUCUCUUCUCAAGGCUGAACAUGCCCAGUUCUCUCCGUUCU
Messenger RNA from Varanus komodoensis (Komodo dragon), 3064 nucleotides. RefSeq names its product probable low-specificity L-threonine aldolase 2. The record is from RefSeq and is a predicted model, not a curated record. Gene Ontology annotation, molecular function: L-allo-threonine aldolase activity. Bases 35 to 1795 code for a protein of 586 amino acids. The transcript has 7 exons. Gene Ontology annotation, biological process: glycine biosynthetic process; L-threonine catabolic process. Gene Ontology annotation, cellular component: cytosol. NCBI's taxonomy places the organism in Eukaryota, Metazoa, Chordata, Lepidosauria, Squamata, Varanidae.